UCCCAUUCUGAACCCCUCCCGCUCCUGCUCUGCCACAGUCUCUAUAAAAUCUAUUCCCAAGCUGCUUCGUGGAAGAGCGCACGGCUGCGUGGAACGGCGCGCAACAGCAACGGCUCGGGGGAAACUGUUGUGAGUGGACACUUUCUGUUUUACUUCUCGAAACACCGACACCGACGGACUUUUUUUUUUGAAAGGCAUCGGAUCCCCAUUCUUAACUUUAGACUUUUUCGGAGCAGCGCGUGGAAGGAUGACAGGCGUCUGGGCGACGGUCCUCAUCUGCUUCUUCUCCUCGGGCCACUGCGCGAUGGCAACGCAGUUCGCCUUCUACAACUUCUCCGCGGACAACGAGCUGCGCCCCAGCUUCAUCCAGCGGCGGCUGCGGAGCCAGGAGCGCAGGGAGAUGCAGCGCGAGAUCCUCUCCAUCCUCGGGCUGCCGCGCCGUCCGCGGCCGGCGGCCCACAGCAAGCACAACGCCGCGCCGGUCUUUAUGAUGGACCUGUACAACACCGUCUCCACGGACGCCCAUGCUCAUUACAAGCCCGUUUUACCGGGCCGGGGCUCCCACAUGGUCACACAACGGGACAGCCGGUUCCUCGACGACGCAGAUAUGGUGAUGAGCUUUGCCAACCUGGUGGAGGAGGACGGAGAUCGACUUCACAAGCGCCACCGAAAGGAAUUUCGCUUUGACCUGUCCCGUAUUCCGGAGGGAGAGACCGUCACAGCAGCGGAGCUCAGGAUAUACAAGGAUUUCAUCCAAGACAACGAGACCGUCAGAAUCAGCCUCCACCAGGUUCUGCAGCAGCACGGAAACGGUGAAGUGGAGCUGUUGCUACUGGACCGUCGAGAUGUUUGGGCUUCAGACGAGGGCUGGCUGGUUUUCGACCUGACCUUCACCACUAACCUGUGGGUGGUCAACCCGGAGCAGAACCUUGGACUGCACCUGGUCCUGGAGGACCAGCACGGCCACAGGCGGGAUCCCAGGCGGGCAGGGCUGAUCACAGGAAGCGGGCCUCAGGACAAGCAGCCCUUCAUGGUCGCCUUCUUCAAAGCGAACGAGGUCCGGUUCCGCAGCGUGCGCUCUGCCCAGAACCAAAGGGGACGACAGUCCAACCGCUCCAAACCCCAGAGGACCGUCCAGGACGCGAUUAAAGCAGUGAAGGCUGCAACAGAUAGCUUUUCUAAAGAUGGGAUCGCUAAAGACGGCUGUAAGAAACACGAGCUUUACGUCAGUUUCCGAGAUUUGGGGUGGCAGGACUGGAUCAUCGCGCCAGGGGGCUACGCUGCGUAUUACUGCGAGGGAGAAUGUGCCUUCCCCCUCAACUCCUACAUGAAUGCCACAUACCACGCCAUUGUGCAGACUCUGGUGCACUUUAUCAACCCAGACCUGGUGCCCCGGCCAUGCUGUGCCCCCACGCAGCUGCACGGCAUCUCGGUGCUCUACUUCGACGACAGCUCCAAUGUCAUCCUCAAAAAGUACCGCAACAUGGUGGUCAGAGCCUGCGGCUGUCACUGAUGGACCCCAACCCCCCCCCACGUCUGUCAACGCUGCAGCUCUGGACGGGGGCUUGAGAACGGCCCGGGCAGAUGAGCCAGGGCCGGGAGGAUUGACUGCUUGGCCACCAGGGAGCCCCCGUCACAGACCGAGCUUUCAUCUGCUGUUCUGAUUUUAUGACCAGCAGCUGAGCUUCUCACAUGAUAUUAACCACUACAAUCAGAACCACUGGUUACAAACAAAGGACGUUCUUUGUUGUCCUCUUCACUGUGACUGUAAGCUUGUGGAACAAUGUGAAGUUACUUCACAAAGCAUGAAUUACUUGAGGCUAAAUGUAAAAGGUCACAAUUAC
Betta splendens (Siamese fighting fish) is the source of this 1844-nucleotide messenger RNA. Its product is annotated as bone morphogenetic protein 7-like. NCBI's taxonomy places the organism in Eukaryota, Metazoa, Chordata, Actinopteri, Anabantiformes, Osphronemidae. The record is from RefSeq and is a predicted model, not a curated record. Gene Ontology annotation, molecular function: growth factor activity; cytokine activity. Gene Ontology annotation, biological process: SMAD protein signal transduction. The transcript has 7 exons. Gene Ontology annotation, cellular component: extracellular region. The coding region runs from base 248 to 1513 and encodes 421 amino acids.